GGAUUCGAAGGAGCGUGGGGUGACUGAGCUAGAAUUUUCCUAAUCAAACAACGUAAGACUAUAAAGGCGUCUUCAGUGAAACCAAUCGACACUUACAAUUUAAGUUCCUACAAAUCGAAGAUCGUCCAAAGAAAAUUCCGAGAAUUUUGAUCAAGAGCGAGCUCUUUGUGAUUAUAUACGGUUCCAUGGCGAUUGCAUCCAAUGAAUCCACGAGCAUCUGCAGUCACUGUGACAAAGCUAUUCCUUCUACAAAUAUCGAUUUGCACUAUGCUCAUUGCUCCCGAAAUCUGGAAAGAUGUAAACAUUGUGGUGACAUGGUUCCAAAAAAACAUGCUGAGGAACAUUACUUAAAUACCCAUGCUGCGGUAUCCUGCUCACUCUGCAGUGAGACUAUGGAACGUGAAAUUUUAGCUGUUCAUAAAGGUGAAAAUUGCCCCCAAAGGAUUGUCACAUGCGAAUUUUGUGAGUUUCCUUUGCCUGCAAUUGAUCUGUCAGAGCAUCAGGAAGUAUGUGGCAACCGAACGGAAUUAUGUCAUCUGUGUAGAAGGUAUGUUAGACUGUGUGAAAGGAAUGGCCAUGAAGCCAUGUGCAAUGGUGCACCAGAUAACAGUGUUGGUGUCCAAGAUAAUGGUGUUGGUGUCUCAGAUCAUACCGUCAGUUCUUCAAGAAGGGAUGCAAGAGCAGCUGAGAGAGAACAAGGUGGGCAAAGAAGGCCGCCGCUACAGGGGUUUUCACAGAGACGUCUUCUGUUCACCAUUGCAAUUACAGGCAUUGCUGUUUUAUUAGGAUCACUCUUCUUCCAGAAGAAAACCGAAAACCACUGAAAUGCAUUUGGAGUAGGAAGGAACAAUUUGAGGAUCUGCAACUCUGCUUUAAAGUUGUGUAUUCAUUUGUCUGGAUCUAAAUCAUUUUGAGAAAAUGCUACUAUAACCGUUGAACUCAUAAGGAUGUCACUUAUAUAUAUAUAUACAUUAACCAAGAAAGAUUGCAUAUUAUUUGAAA
Messenger RNA from Vitis vinifera (wine grape), 1002 nucleotides. RefSeq lists its product as uncharacterized. The transcript has 6 exons. The record is from RefSeq and is a predicted model, not a curated record. NCBI's taxonomy places the organism in Eukaryota, Viridiplantae, Streptophyta, Magnoliopsida, Vitales, Vitaceae. The coding region runs from base 186 to 824 and encodes 212 amino acids.